This is a messenger RNA of Melanotaenia boesemani (Boeseman's rainbowfish), 1217 nucleotides long. RefSeq names its product ring finger protein 4 (gene rnf4). The coding region runs from base 428 to 1012 and encodes 194 amino acids. Gene Ontology annotation, molecular function: transcription factor binding; zinc ion binding. Gene Ontology annotation, biological process: positive regulation of transcription by RNA polymerase II. The record is from RefSeq and is a predicted model, not a curated record. Lineage: Eukaryota; Metazoa; Chordata; Actinopteri; Atheriniformes; Melanotaeniidae. The transcript is spliced from 7 exons.
UAUCAACGACGACGACGAAGAAGAAGACGAAGAAGAAGAAGAAGAAGAGCUUACAUGUAUUUGUAAAGAAUUAUUAUAAUAAAAAAGAACCGUUGUUAAAGCGGAAGUGUAUGCUAGUGUUAGCAUUAGCAUAAGCUGUUGCGCGAGGACGACUCAGUGUUUGCUUGUUGUUCGGACUCAGAUUUAAAAUGUUGGAACCGAACAGCUGCUGCUAGCUAACCGCGGUGAGGAGAGCUAACUGUUUUCAGCUGUUUUCUAUCAGAACCGAUUAUCUAAUAAAAACGGAACUAGUCCACUUCACCUCGGAAACAACCGGUAGAAAACCGGGAAACGGUCAGAAAAUAAGGCCCUGUCGUCUUUCCGAAGCUUCGGUGUCUUCAGCGGUGCCAUGAGCAGCUCUGUGAAUUAAGCUCCGCCUACUGCUGACAUGUCCUGUGUUCAGGCUCAGAGGAAGAGGGCGUCCACAGGAAAUCCUCUGGUUUCCAGAACCGGCACCAAGACCAGCAGAGCAGCCAACGCUAGGACAGCAGCUAGAAGGGUGGCAUCUGGUGAAUCUGCUCCCUCCACAGAGACCAUCAACGUGAUGGACAACCCUGAGGAUGGGGUGGAGGAGGUGGUGGAUCUCACCUGUGAGGCAUCAGAAGCUGCUGUGGUGGACCUGACGAGCAACGACUCAGUGAUGUUGGUGGAUGAAGGUCCUCUGAACAGGAGAGUCCCUGCGGGUGAAAGCUAUGUGCUGAGCAGUGAUGAAGAUGAUGACACCUCGCCUGCCUUCAAUGCUGCUGCUGUGUCCUCUGUGCACACACCCAGGUCGACUCCGGGGCUGAUCAGCUGUCCUGUCUGUCUGGACCUGUACUCUGAGAUUGUCGAGAGCGGCCGAUUGGUUGUUUCCACGAAGUGCGGUCAUGUGUUCUGCAGCCAGUGUCUGAGAGACGCUCUGACAUCAUCGCACACCUGUCCCACCUGCAGGAAGAAGCUGACCAGUCGCCAGUACCACCCCCUCUACAUCUGACGCCGCUGUGACAUCACCCCUCUGCCCUGCUACUAUUGGAUGCUGGCCCACUGUCAGUGACAUCAUCAGUGAUGUUUUGUUGCUGAAACUUUUUUCCUUUUUCUUUCCAUGGACAUUGAUUGAUUGAGAGUAUUUUGAUUUCUGCUCAGAGUUGAUGUUCGGCUCAAAUUUCUGUUAAUAAAGUUGAAAUAAAUUCUAUUUGAAG